GGAAAACACGUAAGUUGCUCAUCGAGUGGUGCAAUAAAUUGUGUUUUGUGUUUUAAAACGGCUAUAGAAGUGUCUUCAUCCUACAUAUAUUGUUUUCGUCAAUCCAGAGGUUGGAAGCAGACCAAUUGGUGAACGAUGCCUCCCAAGAAAAAAGAUGAUGGGGCUGCAGCCAUACCUCCUCUAAUUGGUCGUCUGGGAACGAAUCUCAAGAUCGGGAUUGUUGGUCUGCCCAACGUAGGGAAAUCAACAUUUUUCAAUGUACUAACCAAAAGCUCCAUCCCUGCUGAGAACUUUCCAUUUUGCACAAUUGAUCCAAGUGAAAGUCGUGUAGCAGUGCCUGAUGCUAGAUUUGACCAUCUCUGUCAGCACUAUGCACCUGCAAGCAAAGUACCAGCAUAUUUGAAUGUGGUGGACAUUGCUGGACUGGUGAAGGGUGCUCACGAAGGUCAAGGUCUCGGAAAUGCUUUCCUGUCCAACAUCAACGCAUGUGAUGCCAUCUUCCAUCUCAUUCGUGCGUUUGAUGACGAGGAGAUCGUCCACGUGGAGGGGGAUGUAAACCCUGCACGAGAUUUGGAAAUUAUCCACAAUGAGCUCCGACUAAAAGACCUGGAGUACCUAACCAAACAUCUAGAUGGACUAGAGCGUACUGUCGUCAGGGGAGGCAACAAGCAGGGCAAGGCUGAAUAUGACUGUUUGGUGAAAGUCAAAGAUGUACUCAAUGCGAAUCAGUGGGUCCGACAAUCAUCUUGGGACAAUAAAGAAAUUGAUAUCUUAAAUGGACACCUUUUCCUGACAUCCAAACCUGUAAUAUAUCUAGUAAAUUUAUCAGAAAAAGAUUACACAAGAAAGAAAAAUAAAUGGUUAGUGAAAAUAAAGGAAUGGAUCGAUGCUAACGAUAAAGGUGCCAUUGUGAUCCUGUUCAGUGGAAUACUGGAGACCAAACUGCUGGACAUGGAAGUGGAGGAACAAGAAGGAUACCUCAAGGAGCAUUCAAUUGUCAGCGCUCUAGACAAAAUCAUUGUCAAUGGCUACAAGGCACUUAACUUGGUGUACUUUUUCACAUCAGGAAAGGACGAAGUCAAAGCCUGGACUAUACAUAAAAUCACCAAAGCACCACAAGCUGCCGGUCGGAUCCAUACAGACUUUGAGAAAGGUUUUAUCAUGGCGGAAGUCAUGAACUAUGCAGAUUUCAAAGAAUUUGGUUCUGAAAGUGAAUGCAAGGCCAAUGGAAAGUACCGUCAAAAGGGUCGUGACUAUCAUGUGGAAGAUGGUGACAUUAUACUCUUCAAAUUCAACGCUGGAGCUGGAUUGUCAGAUAAAAAGAAAAAGUGAAGGAUAUUAUCAAAUAUUCCAGCUGCUUGUAGACUCCUGAUGUACCCAGGUAUUCCAAAAUGACUAUCCUGAUUAAGAUGACUUUGGUACCAAUUCAUGCAAGUGAAGCGCAUGUCUGAUGAAUUAACUGAGGGUGGAAGUGUAUUGAAAUAUCCCCUGUCAGUAUGUCGGGGACCAAAAUGUGAUCAACAGUGUGAAAUUCUCAACAGCUCAGCUAUUGAAUAUUGAAAUUUUGUUUAAUUUGUCCUGUUAUAAUUUUCUAUUGAUGCUUUCAGCUACUAUCAGAAAACCCUGUAGCAUUUUGCCAAUGAAAUUUCACUGUACAUGCCCUGUUUUAAUUAACAUAUGUGAAUUACCUCCCUUUAGAUGUUAAAUUCUUUCAUAAAAAGUAUUUUAAUUUUGACAUGUAUUUUCUUUCCCUUAUUUUUUUCUUCCAAUAAUCUUAACUUUUCUUUUUGUCUUGCAUGAAAUGAAAGGGAUAAAACUUAUUAAUUAUUUCUUCUAGAAGUUAGAAGACUAUACAGAUGUAAUAAAUGUUGUUUGGGGAGGUGAAGUGUUAAAGAUACAUGAUAUUCCCCAAAUACUUUCAUCAUAAUUUUUCAGAGGUUUCAUUCAUAUUUGGAGAAAAUUGGCCUUAAAUCUGUUUGUUCUGACCCCACAAAGCCAAAAAAGUCCCAAAGGACCUGUACGAGCCUUUCAUUUUAUUUGUCCUCAAGUCUACUUGUAAAAUUACUGUUAGUUAUGUUACAAGAUUAUGCCAAUUACUUCUAGAAUUGAUUUUGUUUUAAGAUUUGCUCGUCAUGUUUAUUUAGGGGGGAAACAGAAAUAUUCAUGCAUGUAUUGCAAGAAAAUAUAUUGCUUGUUGAAAGUUUAGAAACAUUCUUCAACUUAUGAAAAUCCCAUUGGUGAUGUUGCUUGUGGGUUGGGGAAUUCCACUGGAAAAUUUGCCUGUGAAAAGCAGGAUUAAAUUUAAAUUGAAUAUCCUUAAAUGCUUAACUUUUAAAUGAGGAAAAAUGAGUUAAAAAGUAUUUUUAAACUGACCAAACCAAAUUUAUGAUGAUAAAGUGAAGAGUUGCAAUUUGCUCAGUUGCUGCAAAAGUAUUGAUACUUUUAUUUUCACUAAAUAUUGCUUAAUUUUAGAGUCAAUAUUAAAUAUUAUGCAUGCCACUAUAUUGCAUAAACACCACAUAUUAUAUAAGAUAUUGUGCACUGACAGUCCAAGGGUUCCACUUGGACUUGAAGAUGUUUCAGUAUAGUUAAGAGGUUUUUCACUAGACAUAAAACCUGACCAAGGCCGAUAGGGUUUGAGGAUAAUCAGGGAGAUUAAUUAAAUUCCAAGUUUAUCUGUUUUACUAUCACUUCAUCUUAAAGCAUAUUUUCCAAGAUCACAGGUACACUGGACUUGACAGCACUGUUACUGGGUGUCAUGUACGGGACUCGAUGUCUGCCAAAAAUUGAUGCUUCAGAACAAGAAAAUAAACAAUGCAUUUCAUAGAUAUAUUAACAAGUUCCUAUAGAGUAUUUGACUUAAUAAAUAUUUGCCAGAGUUCCAAAGUAGAAUGCUGUUUAAUUCACAAAGGACUACAUGAAACUGCUUGAUAUUCAUGAAGUAUUGCAAAAUUUUGUUGAAUAUUAAUGAAAUGGUAUUGAUAUUCUGUUGAAUAACCAUGAAGUAAUUUGAAAUUACUUGCAUAUUCUAAAGAAAUGCGAAAGUAUAUUCAUAUUGCAAAAAUGCCAGCUUGGCUGACGUUUAACAUCUCCUGUAGAGGCAAGAGAGGAAGACUGGAAAACCAGGUAUUAAGGUUGAAAACAUAAGUUUGAAAACAAAAUCUGAUUGCUACAAUGUACAAAACAAAAUCUGUACAACGUUACUGUAUCAGAAUUUAAAUAAAUUGAACCAACAAGA
This is a messenger RNA of Pecten maximus, 3238 nucleotides long. Its product is annotated as obg-like ATPase 1. Lineage: Eukaryota; Metazoa; Mollusca; Bivalvia; Pectinida; Pectinidae. The coding region runs from base 136 to 1332 and encodes 398 amino acids. Gene Ontology annotation, molecular function: ATP binding; ATP hydrolysis activity; GTP binding. The record is from RefSeq and is a predicted model, not a curated record. Gene Ontology annotation, cellular component: cytoplasm. The transcript is spliced from 12 exons.